AAUACCAAAAAGUAUUUUGCUUUAUUUAAAAUUUAUUGUACAAUAAUUAAUUGUAAAAAUAAGAAAGUCAGUAAUUUCUACAUGUUUCAUUGCAGAUAUAAUUUGAUGCAAAAAUGUUGGCAUGUUGAUCCAGAAAAACGACCAAGGUUUGAAUACUGUUUGAAAGUAUUAAAAUCAUACAUGGCUAUGCCACUGGAUUACGUUAAUGUUUCCCAUGAUCCGCAACUGCACAAUGUAUCACUACUAUCGGAGAAAUACACAAUAGACCUUAUUACAUGUAUCGAUUCACAACAGAAAUUGUCUCCCAUAAGUAAUUAUGAUGGAUAUGAAAUACCAAUUAAAAUAAUUAACAAUGAAUACCUGGAACUGUGUAAUGAUAAAUGCGAGUACUUAGAUUUAUCAUCAACACCAACAGUUAAUAUGGUUGAUAAUCGAGAUUCAGAACCAGAAUCAAUUUCGGAAGAUAAUUUGUAUUGUAACAUGAACCCAGAACUUAUUGGAUGAAUUGACAAUUUCUCACAUGGCUGAAUCAAAGGCAAAAAGACUUAAAUUAGUUGUAUAUUAUUUUAUAGAUCUAUAUAGAAUUUUGUAAAUGGGUUAUAUAGUUAUUACCCUUAAUUAAUAAUUUUGGUAAAUAUUGAGUCAAAUCAUUAUUUAUGUUGAAAUUUAUAUUUUUCUACUAGUUGUUUAUAUUUUGUUGAAUUAUUUUCUAAGUUAAUCUGAUUAUUGGCAUAACUUGAAGCCAAUUACAAUUACUGUUGAAUGAUACUGUAAGUGUGUUAUAUAAUAAUUAUUAUAGUAAUUUAUUGUACAAAAUGUUUAUUUCCAAAGUAAAAUGAAACAUUUGAAAGUGUAUCACUUUCUGAUGCUCAAAUUGUAUGAAGUACCAAGUUCCUAAAUAAGAUACUGUUUAUGUUAUAUAAAAGUAAGUUAAGUGUAAAUUCAUGUAAUAUAUUAUGUUUUUAUUAA
This is a messenger RNA of Myzus persicae (green peach aphid), 969 nucleotides long. RefSeq lists its product as uncharacterized. The transcript has 2 exons. The record is from RefSeq and is a predicted model, not a curated record. Lineage: Eukaryota; Metazoa; Arthropoda; Insecta; Hemiptera; Aphididae. The coding region runs from base 82 to 504 and encodes 140 amino acids.